AUGAGCCAAUAUUGGAAGGGUGGAAAGCCUAGGCACUUAGUGAAGAAGGCAAACACUACAAACACCACACAACCCAAGAGACCAAGAAAGGCAAAGAGAUGGAUGCGUCUUCCACUUUCACCGACAACUUCCGCUUCCAGAAUUGCCGGUCCUUCUAGUGCUUCGCGGAAAAUAAUAGAAGUAAAUGCAUCCACGCCCCUGCAGCGUGUUGUUGGCUUUGAGUAUAAACCAGAGCGCUCCGUUUCGGACACGGAUCUCCGAUCGUUGGCGACGGAAUUUACCCGGUCACGAUCCACUGCAAAUGAGGCGCCCGUCAGGCGGGAUUGGCCAAAGGACUCCUUUCGCGGACCGCCACAUGAAAAUAAUGGCGAGAGCAGCCAACACGAGACGCAACGCGCAAGUCUACCUAUGAAGCAACCGAUAUCGAGGUUCUCUACCACCAAGGACAACUGGUUGGUGGUCAUGUGGCGUAUGAUCUCGGCUCUGUGGCACCCAAGGGCGGCGGCCCCCAGGUGCAGCGACCUGCUCGAUAACAAUACGGCACCCGAUCAGUCGUUCCACAUCCAAUGGCGCCGCGACAACAUUGACAACGUGCUCAUGACCGCCGAGCAGGCGCAUCCGUUGCCUCAAUGGUAUUCUCUACUGAUGCCCGUCGGCAUCAAAAAGAACUAA
Messenger RNA from Pyricularia pennisetigena, 672 nucleotides. RefSeq lists its product as uncharacterized. The transcript has 2 exons. NCBI's taxonomy places the organism in Eukaryota, Fungi, Ascomycota, Sordariomycetes, Magnaporthales, Pyriculariaceae. The record is from RefSeq and is a predicted model, not a curated record. Bases 1 to 672 code for a protein of 223 amino acids.